Molecule: messenger RNA, 1149 nt
Organism: Acaulospora morrowiae
Lineage: Eukaryota; Fungi; Glomeromycota; Glomeromycetes; Diversisporales; Acaulosporaceae
Source: the annotation of a GenBank genome assembly
GAAAUCCUACACCCGUAUGAUAGACGCUACAACCAUCCGCAACCAUUAUUUCAGUAUUCUUCGCAUCUAAAAAUAUUUUCAUUUGCAGAUAUCGCAAAAAUAAUAGUAGAAGAAUGGAAAAGACGCAAUAAGUCUGUUAAUCUGUUUAAAAAAAUACAUAUUGAAAGACUCGGAAGAAUCAUGACUGCCAUUUUUCAAUUAGUUUUGAGAACUAGUUGUUUAAGAGAAAUUGAAAUCUUCGAUUAUUAUGAAUUACGCAAUUUGACGAUACAUAUUAAGAAAAAUUCAUAUCUCAAGGAGCUAUUAAGAAAUUUAUCAAAAUUAUGUAUCAAUCUUCAAAGGAUAGAAUAUAGGGUUAAACAAGAUCUAGAUUCUGAGACAGUGGACGCGUUGGCUGAUAUCAUAACCGACAAUUUUCAGAAGGAAUCUUUAACUUCGCUUUCUUUGCGCUUUGUCAAUUUCUCAGCCAUUAGUAUGAAUAGAAUUGCGAAGUAUACAAAGCUAGAAUCCAUGGAAAUACAUAGUUGCUAUUGGGCUACGAAGGAAAACUGUGAGAUGUUUAUGCAGUCGUCAAUUCAACUCAAGAGUUUAACUCUUGACACAUAUCACUUUGAAGAUGAUACGCUUUUAGCUACAUUUAUCGAAAAAGCAGGAAAAAAUUUGUUAAACUUGCACAUUGACAAGGUAUCCGAAGAAGUAGUGACGCCAUUGUCUCAAUUCUGUCCAAACAUAUUCAAAUUUUCGUUAUUUUAUAAGUUACAAGACUGCAGUAUAUUUAUGGAUUACUUAAAAGGAUCCAAGAUAAGCCAAUUAAUCAUCAAAUCUCACUGUAGAUCAGACGAACUAUUUAUUGCUUUGGGAAAACAUGUUCCUUCCAGUUUAGAAAAAUUAUAUCUUCAUUGUCAUUUUAGACCGGAGGGGCUCGGAAAAUUUCUACUCAACUAUAGUAAAUCAUCACUUAAUACGUUGGAGACUUUAUAUAUUAAGUACAUUGACGGUCAUUUUCUUGAUUACCUCAAAGUAAUUGAGCACUAUGCUGAGUAUAAUGCAUUGAAAACCGUUAUGAUAGAAACUACAGUAGAUAUAGAUGAGAUGUCGGGUUUAAUUCAGAACAUCAGGAAAAAAGGAAUUAAUAUUCUUUUCCAAUAG